Messenger RNA from Gigantopelta aegis, 3443 nucleotides. RefSeq names its product WW domain-binding protein 2-like. Gene Ontology annotation, molecular function: transcription coactivator activity; chromatin DNA binding. NCBI's taxonomy places the organism in Eukaryota, Metazoa, Mollusca, Gastropoda, Neomphalida, Peltospiridae. The transcript has 7 exons. Gene Ontology annotation, biological process: positive regulation of DNA-templated transcription. Gene Ontology annotation, cellular component: nucleus. Bases 97 to 870 code for a protein of 257 amino acids. The record is from RefSeq and is a predicted model, not a curated record.
AAAAGUACGCAUAAAUCGACGACGUCAGGUUGUUUAUUACGAAAGAACACAACAGUGCUUUACCUGGGAAAGGUUGUCGCCGUGUACACUGAAAUAAUGUCGUUAAACACCGCUCAUGCCAAUGGUGGAGUUCUGAUUUUUGCUGGAGAAAGGAUUCUGAUAUUUUAUGAUGGAGUGGAAAUGGCAUUUGAAGGUCCAAGAGACAUGCCUCACUUCAAAGGGAAAAAGCAUGGUAGAGCUUUACUCACAACACACAGGGUAAUAUUUACCUCGGCUGAUCCUAAAGAUAUUCUACAGUCGUUCAGCAUACCGUUCUAUACAAUGCGGGAUAUGGAACUGGAGCAGCCCGUAUUUGGAGCUAACUACAUCAAGGGACGUGUAGUGGCAGAGCAGGGAGGAAAUUGGAGUGGUGAGGCAAAGUUCAAAAUGUAUUUUACUAAAGGAGGAGCAAUCGAGUUUGGUCAGGCGAUGCUGAGGGCAGGACAACUUGCUAUGAGAAACCGCCCACCUCAGCCUCCAGUGUACUCUCCUCCAGUUGGAAACAUCUACCAGGCUCCACCGCCGGCAUAUGAGGCCCCGCACACACCAUACUAUGACUGGGUCCCCUACAAUACAUUCCCUACAGCUCCACCACCUAAUUAUGUUUACACUAUGGAAGCUCCGCCACCAUACCCAGGUGUGGACCCGAAUAUGACCCCAUACCCCCCACCACAAGCAAAUGGAUCAGCAUCAGAUGCGAAAGCACGGGAGGCUAAUGCCAGUGCAUACUACAACCCUGCAAACCCACACAAUGUCUACAUGCCAGCACCAACCGCGCCGCCAUUCGAACCGCCACCAUCUUAUGACCAAGCCACCAAGAAAACAAAUUAACUCUACUGUGUAUAUCACCUGACAGUGUGACUGACAAAGGAGAUGUUGUUACUCAUGUUAAUAAUACAACUUCUGAAAUGUAAUAAAAGAGACAUUCCUUUACGACGUAUGAAUUGUUCCCUUUCUAGUUUUGAUACAUGUAUUAUGUAUCUUGAUAAAAGAAGUUACUAGUAGUAAUAAGGGCAGAUAAUUGUGAAUAACAUCUACUGAAUAACUGAAUAAAUGUAUAUGACCAGGGUGAUAAAAUAUUUGAAAAACAAUGUUCACCUAUAUUGUUUAUGUAACUUACAAAUAAUAUUACAUAUUUAAUGAAUACAAAUUAAAUAUAAAUAGUUUAUAAGCAUGGAACCUAUUUGAUAGUACAACAGAAGUACAUAUAUAAGUAAUAACUGCAUUUUUCUAUGAUAUAAAUAGUUUAUGAAGGCCCUCACCAUUUAAGGGGCACUAUUACUUUCACUCCCCAAGAGCCAACACUUGCGCCCAUGACGUGUGUGCUACAACAGCUUGUUCUAAAUGUUCAUGUAAAACCAUAGCUCACUCCCCUAAAACUAGUUCAUGGAGAGUAUGUGAAUUUAUGUGGCAUCAAUAUGGCAAUAUCUUGAAUGACUUCCCAUAAUCUAAGUUAGGAGAGCAAUUAAUCACUCCCCUAGCUUGUUGUUAUGUUGGGGUCUGUUUAUGGAAUAUUAAUGGCAUGUAAAGAUGCUGUGUACAUUAUGAUUUGCAGGUAGGACUGGUGAUGACUCUAAAGGAAACUGAAUGUGACAAUGGUAAAAACACACAUCCACAGACUUUUGUCAUCAGUGUAGAUGUGACAAUGGUAAAAACGCACAUCCACAGACUUUUGUCAUCAGUGUAGAUGUAGUAAUACAUUAAACCAAGAGGAUAUUCAUAUAUUGAUUUCACAAGGUUGUAAUGUGAAAUAUGUGUGCAACCUAGUGUGGUGCAAAUUGAUUUAAUGAAGAUGCAGUAUAGAAAAUUGUACAAGAAAUUAUUGUUACAUGUCACCUUGGUACUCAUUCCAUGUCUGCCAUUAAUAUUCUUUAUUGCAGUAAAACAAAGAAUACUGUCGAUUUUUAUUUAGGUUAAACAAUAUUCUAAUUUACGUUGAUUUAAAAGAAAUAUAUAUAGUUUUUUUCUUAAACCUCUUACAAACCAAUACAAACAGACAAAACGGUUUCCGUUUCAUUAUGUAGAGUUUUACAAAUUGUAUUAAAAUAUAUUACUUACAAUCUACUACAGAUUGUAAAAAGCUGCUAUUUCAUGCCACCUCAUAUAUUUUACUAAUGCAAAACAUAAACAUAACCAAACCUGUAUGUUUUCACUGUGAACAGUUGCUGGUGUCGUUAAUUAAAAAAUAAUCACUAUUGUGAAAUAUAAUGUCUAUAAAUUAAUUUUUAAAAAGUGAGGAAAGUAAAAUGUUUCAUUCCAUUGAAUUUAAUGGCAGGACAAAAUUACUAUGGUCCAAGGACUCUUACUGCAGACUACAACUCUUGAAAACCUGGUCCUGAUCUUUGAUCCUUUCACACAUGUUUAGUAUUACACAAAUAUUUUUCAACACAGCAACGUCAACAAAUAUUAAUGAAUGUAAAAUCGUCUGUCAUGCAUAGUGCCAUUGUUGACAUUGUUUUUGUUCUUUAUAAACUUCUUACAAGGUUGAAAACUAUUUUCAGGUACAUUGCAUGUGUUAACUAGUUCAUGUACAGUAAAUAAUAUUGUAUUUCUUAUUGCACAAAUUUAGAUUUUGUAUGGAUUUUUUUGUUAAUGAUAUAAAUGGUGAUGUAUAUAUGGUAGAUUUAAUUUAUCAGUAUAACAUGAUCGAUUUGUUUUCUAGUACAAUAUACAUGUAUUUUGAAAGAUCUGCACAAUUUUCAGUCUGUUGGAUAAAGUUACGUUUUAGACGUCAUCCAUGUUUGUAAUUCAGUGUUUGCAGUGUUAAAAUUUGUGGCACAUGUUUAAAAAAGAACCCAUAAAAUACAUUUAAUGUUUUUAAAAUUCAGCUGUCGUUAAUUUACUGAUUUUGACUUUGUUAAAUGUUAAAGUUUGAUUCCAGAUGUAAACAUAUAUUUUAAUUUGACAACAAAAAUGCUCAUAUUUUAUUAUUUACAGUCUUAUGUUAACUUGUGGUAUGAUGGUGUUAAUUGGUGCGGUAUGUAUUGUGACUGAUAUGUACUCCAGGUUGAGGUUAUCCUUAUAUAUACUGAUUUCUAAAAAUUAUAAUUCAUGUUUGUUGUCAUUACAAAUGGCUUUAUACAUUUAAGCUUUCUGAAUAUUAAUAUCCAAAUUUAUGUAUUCUGAUUAUAAUUCUGAAACACUUGACUUUUUGUUGAUUUUUUUUUAAACCUUUCUUUAUUAAUGUACUACACAUUUUACCCUUUUCAUUAACUCUUACUGAUCACAUCCUUUAAGGCAAAUGUUCAGUUUUACACAAAUGAAAUAAAAGAUGUGAUUGUACUCUGUAUUUAUUGUUGGUUGGAUGUGUUUUGUAGGUCUUGUAAACUUGCACAACCAUAUUUAGCUGAUGUAAUUUGUUAUUUUUGUGAUUCUUUAUAAAAUAAAUACUGUUAAUACAUGUA